AUGCAUCCAAUAAAUUGGAGUAAUGGAAUACACCUGGUUCAACUUUCGACAGAAGAUGAAGGGGAUUCCAGUACAUCCGACAAUGGUGAUAGUUCUAGAGAAAAUUCCCUAAAUAUUAAAAGGGGCAGACCAAGAUCAGAUGCAAUAUCAACUUUAAUUUCGGAAGGUGUCUCAUCUGAGAGUGAUAUCAGAUGUAAAAUUUGUGGCCGAGUGUUUCCCAGAGAGAAGUCAUUACAAGCGCACCUGAGAACUCAUACAGGUAGAUCUUCUCAGGUGUUAAGACUUGUAGUGCCUGGUCAAUUUACCGUUAUAAAAAGUCACGUGACACUAACUCGAUCUAUUGACAAUUUAGAAUAUGAAGCCAGGCGAGAGAGACCAUAUAAAUGUAAUUUCAACGGUUGUGGCAAAGCCUUCUGUCAAAGUGGUCAGCUUAAAACACACCAACGUCUUCAUACUGGAGAGAAACCUUUCAAAUGUUCCGUAGAAGGCUGUUCCAGUAGAUUUACACAUGCCAAUAGGCAUUGCUCAGAUCAUCCCUACGCUUCACUUCAACGACAAAAAUCAUCAUUACAUACACCAUCGUCAUCACCUUCCAAAUCAUUGGCGCCAUUAGUAGAAGUUGAAGUGGCCAGCCCGAUAAAACGUUGGCUAGCAAGACAUGAGGCAAUGGCAUGUGAUGAUUCAUUCAGUAAAGUAUCAUCAUCUCAUAAACGUAAAUUAGAAGAUACCAUAAGUGUUCAAGACAUCAGCCCUAAUAAGGUAGCCAAACAGAGAUAUGAAUUGUUAUAUAAUCUGCCGUCCAUUCCAGCAUAA
Molecule: messenger RNA, 813 nt
Organism: Lottia gigantea (owl limpet)
Lineage: Eukaryota; Metazoa; Mollusca; Gastropoda; Lottiidae
Exons: 6
Coding region: 1-813 (270 amino acids)
Biological process (GO): central nervous system development; regulation of transcription by RNA polymerase II
Cellular component (GO): nucleus
Molecular function (GO): RNA polymerase II cis-regulatory region sequence-specific DNA binding; DNA-binding transcription factor activity, RNA polymerase II-specific
Source: RefSeq, a predicted model, not a curated record